AUGCAUCUCACUCUACAAACUUUGCUUCUCAUCUCAGCCUCUGCCCAGGGCGUCCUCGGUGACUUCCUGGGCCCAACCUAUCCAGCUCCUACGGAUCUUGCCAGCAAUGGUAGUCGUGUCUCCACGGCUUGGACGAAUCUCACCUCGACUCUCAAUGGGUUCAUCAGGAAUCCAAGCACCAAUCUGACAAGUCCUGCUGGGUUGAAAAACAUCACCUUCUCCCUGGGCAUGUUCUCAAUCCACGACGCCUCUGCUGCCAGGUCGUUGCAGUUUCAUCACACGUCCGAAGAGAUUGCCAACUCAACCACUGGUCUGAAGAAAGUGGACGGGAACAGCAUAUACCGCGUCGCCAGCAUCUCCAAACUUUUCACGACCUUUGCGGGUAUGCUCAAUUUGAACGACAGUGAUUGGGAUCGUCCCAUUACCGACUUUAUCCCGACGUUUGCAGCGUAUGCAGCAGCGCAUCCGGCAGAGAAUGAUUCUACGCUUACUGUCGCCUGGGACAAGGUCACGCUUGCAGCUCUCGCCAGUCAAAUAGCAGGCAAUCCACGAGACGUUACACCCUUUGACCCGGGGGAUUAUCUGUAUCUCGUCGGCGCCAAUGUGCUGUUGAAUACAUUCGGGCUGCCACCUCUGAAUGAGAGCGACCCGCUGGCCGCCCCUCCAUGCUUGGUCUCUGCACUCGCGGGGAAUCUGAACUGCUCCAACAAUGAAUACGCAAUGGGCGCCGCAGGUCGACCACCGCUGUUCCAGCCUUGGACCAGUCCAGCAUAUACAGACUACGGGUAUAUGUUGCUUGGUGCGGCGAUAGCCAACAUUACUGGUACCUCGAUUCACGAUGUCUACCGCGAAAGUAUCUUCAGCCCACUGGGAAUGGCUUCUUCAUUCUCCCAGGUUCCCAAUGCAUCCCAAUACAGCCAGUACGUCAUUCCUGGAAAUGUCACCACAGCAGCAUUGACAGACGGCGAAGCUCUCGAGGUGACGAUACCCUCGGGUGGCCUUUUCUCCACCACGAAUGACCUUGCAAGAUUUGGUACAGCUAUUCUGAAUGGAACCCUUCUUGACCUGGACCAGACACGCAAAUGGAUGAAGCCAGUCACGCACACUGCCUUGCUCGAAUACUCGAUAGGCAGACCGUGGGAGAUAUACCGUUACACACACCCGGAGACUGGACAUGUCACCGACAUCUACACGAAGCUGGGCGACUCUGGCUACUUUGGCGGCUACAUAGCGCUCAUCCCCGACUUUGAUGCAGGCUUCAGCAUCAUCGGCGCGAGCUCUCUACCCGAGCGUUCUCAAUUGACUGCUUUCAUGGCGGACCUCGUCACUGAAAAGAUGCUGCCCGCUUUGGCUGCUGAGGCGCAAGCUGAGGCGCGACAGGGUUUUGUGGGCACGUACACCUCAGAAGACGAGAAUCUCAACAGCACGUUGACAUUGGCCAUCAACCCACAAGGGAAACCCGGGUUGGUGAUCAGCGACUUUGUCAGCAACGGCACGGAUGUUUUGGCGAGUGGCUUACUCGGUGACGGCCCUGUGAGGCUCUUGCACUCGAUAUCUGAUCGAGCCAACGGACGUGUCGCGUUCAGGACUUCCUCGUUUCAUGCUCCCUCGGGCGGACUGUUCUCUCGACAAUAUAACGCCAACGUUGACUGGCUCGCGGGUGACUCGCCGACGUAUGGCGGCAUCGGUUUUGGACUUUUCGUGUUUGAUCUGGAUGAGAGCGGCGACGCGGUCGCGGUCAGCCCUGCGGCAUGGAGGACGAGGCUUGUCAAGACAAACUAG
Molecule: messenger RNA, 1782 nt
Organism: Fonsecaea nubica
Lineage: Eukaryota; Fungi; Ascomycota; Eurotiomycetes; Chaetothyriales; Herpotrichiellaceae
Exons: 1
Coding region: 1-1782 (593 amino acids)
Source: RefSeq, a predicted model, not a curated record